UGGUCAUGCAUUUUGACAAAUUGUCUCGAGAAAACAGAGCAGCCCCUGUUUGUAAACAGAUGUCGAUAGUAAACAGAACACUGCCAUAUUUGCGAAGAAGAAGAUUGUGUACGAUAUUUGCAGAAAUAAAUUAGUGCUGCUGAAUAUUGAGAGGCUGACAUUGUAGAAACAUGAAAGGUAAAACGAAUCAACAAAGUGUGCCAGAGUCGGGUUUGGGUGAUGUUGAAAAUAGCGAACUGAUUGAACACGAAAACGAGAGUAGUGGCCUAGAAGACAACAGUGAAGAUGAAGGUUCUGGUAAUCGUUUCAUUGAUUACAAAAGAAAAUAUAAGGAUUUAAAGCGAAAAGUUAAAGUUCUUGUUUAUGAAAAUGUUUACUUUCAAAACAAUCUGCAGAGCAGUCAGCGGCGCCUGCUUAAAGUAACGCGAGACUGCUCAUUUCUUCUCGAUCGCUUGCUGGUUUACGAACGGCCAGAGCUUUCGUCAUCCGAUAACGACCUGACCGAUUCUUCGGAUGAUUCAUCUAAACUAGAACCAACUUCAAAACGGCGUAAAACCGAAUCAACCUCAACGCAAGGUGGUGCGCCAGUGAAAAUUCCUGGUGCUCAAAUUAGAAGAAGCAAAAAAGGAGCUAAGAAACAACAGGCGCCACUUCCCCAAGAAAGGCAACAUCCUAACGCUUCCUAUCGCUCACAUCUGCCAGGAAGUUCGUUAAUAAAACCGACAAAUCUGCAGAUAUCGUCUGCUGCUAGCACAGGUCAGCUCAGAUCCGCACAGUGCUACACCACGUCGCAAGAAAGUUCUCUUACGAAAGAAGAAAUAGAGAGACACCUGGAGUCGCGUCAAAAACUGCCCGAGGUAGUUCCAGAGGGUGAACUACCAACAGACAUGUUCAACAAUAGUCCCGCGAGCGAUUCCAACGACCAUAUGGAUGAUACAUCGCCUAGCAAUCUUGCGGAAGAUUGCCUCUCCGUGUACAGCCAAUAAAUAAAAUGUUUCGAGGCGACAUCUAAAAAUUCUAUUUUUAUUUU
Molecule: messenger RNA, 1030 nt
Organism: Anopheles coustani
Lineage: Eukaryota; Metazoa; Arthropoda; Insecta; Diptera; Culicidae
Exons: 3
Coding region: 171-986 (271 amino acids)
Biological process (GO): chromatin remodeling
Cellular component (GO): nucleus; Ino80 complex
Source: RefSeq, a predicted model, not a curated record